UUUUCCGACCCACUUGGAUGGGGGGGUACUCACUCUCACCCGAAUGGCGACGGCGCUGUUGCUUCGUUUUGGUGCCGGGUGCCGAGAUUUCUGAGUGCCACGGCUAAAGAUGGUUCGGACCGACUAGAGUGCUGCGCUGCGAGGAUACGGUGGCCACCGCUGGUCGUUCAGUUGAAUCUGUGUUUCAAGACCGUGCGGAUUGUUUUUGGGCGGUUGGUCGUUUGUUGUCCGCUUUCUGUGCGUUUUCUAUCCCGUGUUGCGGUUGCGAUUCGAGUGUUUAGAGUGUUUGUGCGUGUGUGUGUGUGUGGUGCAGUGUGGAGCAACAGUGUCAAAAACCGUGCAGACACCAAACGGUAUCGGAACGUUCGUGUUUGGGGAACCCGCGGGGGGUAGUUAGGUAGGGGAAAUUCUUUUUUUUUAAUCGUCAAAAGUCCUUAUACAAUCUGAAACGGUUUUCGGGGAUCCCGGUUAUCCCUGGUGGUGGUGGCAUAAAAAGUAGGCGCGCGCGCGCGUGUGUGUGGUGUGUUUGUUUUGGGUUUUCAAGCAUUUUUUUCCCCCUCUCCUCGCGUUCUAUUGAACCUCGAACCUCGAGGAUACGCGUGAUACGCCCCACGCAAAAGGGCGAAGUUUGGUGAAGUGCAGUGGUGCCGUGACCAGGAUGCGACCAACAGCGACGAUGGUGCCCGGCGGUAGUCCGUGGCAGUGUGCGAUACUCUUGACACUAUUGCUGGCCGGUAACGGAUGGGCCGUACACCGUGGCCAGUAUCUGCGCAGCUUUCCGACCCACCCGGUAAACGAUCCGUGCUAUGACGAGGAGCGUCCGCGCCGCUGUAUGCCGGACUUUGUGAAUGCGGCGUUCGGUGUACCGAUCGAGGCGUCGUCGACGUGCGGCCAGGGCAAGCCGGCCCGGUUCUGCGAUCUGAAGGAAGCGUCCGACGGUGGGCUAAUGGCGGGUGGCCGGUCCGGGAUGGUGGAAUCCACCUGCGAGAUCUGUGACGAUGCGGACUCGACCAAGCGCUAUUCCGCACUCGCCCUGACCGAUGUGCACAACCCGAACAAUGUCACCUGCUGGCGGUCGGAACCGCGCAGCGGUACGCUCGACGCCGGUCCAGACAAUGUGACGCUGACGCUGUCGCUCGGCAAAAAGUUCGAGCUAACGUACGUGAGCCUGAUGUUCUGCCCGCACGCAAUCCGGCCAGACUCGAUGGCGAUCUACAAGAGUGCGGACUACGGUAAAAACUGGCUACCGUUCCAGUUCUACAGCUCCCAGUGCCGGAAGCUGUACGGCCGCCCGACAAAGGCUACGAUUUCGCCCAGCAACGAACAGGAGGCACGCUGUGUCGAUCACAACCGCUACAGUGUGGACGGUGUGCAAGGGUCACGGAUUGCGUUCAGCACACUGGAGGGACGGCCGUCUGCGCCUGACUUUGACAACUCGGUCAUCCUGCAGGAUUGGGUCACCGCCACGGACAUACGCGUCAUCUUUCACCGGCUCCAGCCGGCGAGCGGCGGCGGAGGCGGCGGUGGUGGUGGAGGUGGUGGCGGAGGUGGUGGAUCUUCAUCCCUCGCGAAAUCGCAAUCAACCGAGCUGCUCGGCGGUGGCAAGUUUGGUGGCGUCCCUAAGAAAGCGUCCGACUUCCUGAUGCAUCCACGAGACUUCGGUACCCAGGGUGUCGGUUCCGGCGUGCUAACGUACGCACUGUCCGACUUUGCCGUCGGUGGACGGUGCAAGUGCAAUGGGCACGCGUCCCGUUGCGUGAAGGGCACGGACGGGAAGCUCGAGUGUGACUGCAAGCACAACACCGCUGGGCGGGACUGCGAACGCUGCAAACCGUUCUACUUCGAUCGACCCUGGGGCCGCGGUACAAUGCGUGACGCGAACGAAUGCAAAGCCUGUCAGUGUAACGGCCAUGCCAGGAAGUGCCGCUUCAAUCUCGAGCUGUACAAGAUGUCGGGACGUGUUUCGGGUGGUGUGUGUACUGACUGCCGGCAUGAUACGGCCGGGCGCCACUGCCAUUACUGCCGCGAGGGUUUCUACAAGGAUCCAACCAAACCGAUCACCCACAAGAAAACCUGCAAGCCAUGCGACUGCCAUCCGAUCGGGUCGUCCGGUAAGAGCUGCAACCACACGACGGGCCAGUGCACCUGCAAGGAAGGCGUAACGGGACUGAACUGCAACCGAUGUGCCCGCGGCUACCAGCAGAGCCGCUCGCAUAUCGCACCGUGCAUAAAAAUUCCUCGCGUCAUUAACAUCAACCAUCAAGCGCAGAAUACGGCACCAGAAUCCUACCAGUACGAUCCGGAUGCAAGCGAAAGCACCAAAGAAAAUUGUGGCAAAUGCAAAUUCGACACGAAGCGGCUUAACCUGAACAAAUUCUGCAAACGCGAUUAUGCUAUCAUGGCGAAGGUGACGGGCCGUACGACACCUGGAGGCAAAAAUUCACCCCGUGACGAGGUACGCUUCAAUCUUCAGGUUCAAUCGGUCUUUAAAUCGAACGGACCGCUGCUACUGGCGAGCCAGCGCAAGUCAAGCAUUGGAUUGCUUGUACCGUCGAAAAAUCUCGACUGCCGCUGUCCGAACAUCAAGAUCAACAAAUCUUACCUGAUCCUCGGCAUGGAUGCGAAGAGCAAUGCGGAAAAUUUGAUGCUUGGCCCGAAAACGAUCAUCAUCGAGUGGAAGGAUGAUUGGAAUAGGCGGCUCCGCCGAUAUCAGCAACAGGCGGGCUCCUGCUACUAAGCCGCUAGGGAUAGGGAUCAACCAGAGAAAGGGUGACGUAUUUCGUCCCAACUACGCAUAGAAAGGUAACCCGAGAGACUCUUUCGCUUCAUCGGCAGAGUAAGAGGGGGGCGUAGCGUUAAGAUCGUUCGGUGCCAGAAAGAGUGUUGAUGUCUUUUAUAGCUGUACGUGAGCCCCGAAAAACGGCGCUUCCGGAUAUCGUCCGAUACAAGCCGGCGAGAUGGCAUACCGCCAAAAUAGUAUUCUUCAUGUCGCCCUUUUUUUCUCUCCAACAAACCAAUCCAAUUCCCUUUCCCCACCAUUGCCACAUUCGCAGCCUGAUUUGUGAUCCCUUUUUUUUUUGCUGCAACCGAAUCAGGUGCGAAGCAUGACGUUUCUUGCCGGCACCACCCAGUAGUGCGAAGUUGUUUCCAAUAAAUUAUUAUUACCCAUGUAAUCUCUAUUAAUCAUUUGUACGCCUAGUGUCAGUCCGCUUCAUCUGCAUAUCAGUAGGAGGGAAUUAUUUUUUUUUCGUUUUUUUUUUAUUGAAGAGGAUCUGUAUAUGAUCCUCACAACAGCGGUGAGUAGAGUAAUCACCCAUUAGGGAGAGUUGUAAUGUCAACCCGAAAGUGGAUGUUCAUGUGCUCUUCAUUUCUAUUUAGAAGCUUAAUUGUUAACGAAGACGGAAGAAAAAAAACGAAAGGUAAAUCAAACUAAAGCAAAAAACCAUUUCGUUUGUUACUGUUUUGUUACACCCCUCCCCCCCCCCUCCCCCAAUCAUCCUUACUUUCCUUCAUUUUCCCUUCAAUAUACCUUCAUCCUAAAUAAAUCUAGAUUUACCGUUUCGUUCCGGUGCCAUUUGCAGUAGAAAGUGUUUUGCAGAGUUUUUUGCAAAUUUAAAAAAAACACGCACACAUACAAGUAAUACAGUGAAGGAAAACCCUCCUCCCCAAAAGAAGUUAAAUAGUAGCGCGUAAGUUGUAGGAACGAGAGUUAGGAGAACAUAUUUCCCCGGUACAGUGUUGCGUUUAUGCACUUAUGGCCAAAAAACUUCAGACAAGGGACAGUGCGCGUGUCGGUGUGUGUGUGUGUGUUUGUGUACGUAUGUGUAACCGAUCACUAACUACAGUACAUUCGAUGUGUGCAAUAUACAUGUGCAUGUAUGCACAAAUGAAGGAUUUACGCGAAGAAAUGUGUGUGAGAAUUGGUACGGUUUUUCCAUCAUUUAUUUGAUACUCUGCUUCCAAACAUUUGUUGGUUUCAAAUUGCUACUUGUUUUAUUUCCUUAAUUUAACUUUAUGUUUUAUAUAUUUUCUUCGUUUUAGAUAAUUUAUUAAUUUUAUUACUUCACUUUUUUAUUUUUUUGUUUCAUUCUGUUUUUUUUUUAUUAGUUUGAUGUUUUUUUUUUAUAUUUUAUCCACUUUUGUUUUCUUCUCUUUUAUAACUUCUAUUGUACAUAUUUUGUUACAGUUUUAAAUGAAAAACAAAAAAAAGUUUUCUUUUGCCACACAUACAAAGAUGUGGACUGCAAUACAAGUACACACCCACAUACGCACCGACCAGAGCAAAUAUUGACUUGACUGGGUAGGGUCCCAUGUAUCAUACUAAAAUUAUAAUAAAAAAAAAGCAAAAGCUCCGAUUGAAAGAAGAAAAAAAAGCAAAAAAUAAAACGGCUAACGUAAAUAGAAGCAAAAUGGAGAAAGAAAGGAAGAAGAAGAAAAAACACGCACAAAUCAAUGUAAACAAGCACACACACACACACACACACACUGGAAGGAGAGGCGGUAGAUAGUGUGCGGCGUUUUGCGUGUUGUAAUUUGUGUUCCGUGCUGUUUCGUCUUUAGGAUUCACUUUUACACCAUAAGUAUAGGCCAACCACCAAUGGGUAUUUUUUUUGCUCUUGUAGCGUGCAGGAGAUUCGUUUACAAGCGUUACUUCCGAUAACAUAACAUAAAACUAUAUAUAUAUAUACAAACACAAACGCAUAUAUAUAUAACACAUUAGUUGUAGUGAAUCAUUUCAUUUUUGCAUCCUUUGGCCCCGAAUAAUAAGGUGCGAAGGCGAAGUCCCUUAGUGCAUACCUACACAAGCAUAAUUAAUCGAACGAAUACUAACACACAAAGCAAAAAAGGUAGGAGGAAAGGAAAGCGAGAAGCGAAAUAUGGCAAAAUGGAAUAACAUCUAGCGCAGCAAAUAAAGUUAGUGAUCAGCAGUAUGUGACGGAAGCUAACGAUAAAUGUGCUCACGGAAAAGGCAAGAAAGCUGAGAACGAUAAGCAGAUGUACGUACACGAGGAAACAAUUUGCAUGACGAUUGUGAUGAGAAUUUUAUCUGUAUAUAUUAUAAAGUUUUCCUAACCAAUAACUCA
This is a messenger RNA of Anopheles funestus (African malaria mosquito), 5084 nucleotides long. Its product is annotated as netrin-B-like. The record is from RefSeq and is a predicted model, not a curated record. Bases 659 to 2737 code for a protein of 692 amino acids. Lineage: Eukaryota; Metazoa; Arthropoda; Insecta; Diptera; Culicidae. Gene Ontology annotation, molecular function: protein binding. The transcript has 8 exons.